Messenger RNA from Emiliania huxleyi CCMP1516, 578 nucleotides. RefSeq lists its product as hypothetical. The transcript has 6 exons. Gene Ontology annotation, cellular component: U2-type catalytic step 1 spliceosome; U2-type catalytic step 2 spliceosome; Prp19 complex. Lineage: Eukaryota; Haptophyta; Isochrysidales; Noelaerhabdaceae. The coding region runs from base 66 to 578 and encodes 170 amino acids. Gene Ontology annotation, molecular function: U6 snRNA binding; pre-mRNA binding. The record is from RefSeq and is a predicted model, not a curated record.
CCACCCAGCCCGAGCUGCUCUCGACGCUGGUGCGGAAGCUGCAUGCGGAGGGGGCGCUCGGCUGCAUGCGCGACACGUCGGACGAGAUGGAGGAGAUCCGCGAGGCUCUGCGCGAUUCGCAGCGCGGAUCGAGGAACGAGGCGAUCCGCAACCGCUACCACGGUACCGAGGGCGACAAGCUGGCGGCAAAGUACCUCGAUAAGGCGCAGAGCAUGGCGGCGCUCACUCCGCCCGAGGACCAGGGCGUCGUCGCGCUCUGGGUUGGCGGUCUCACCGCCGAUAUCACGCAGCAGGACUUGCGCGACGCCUUCUACGCGUACGGCGAGAUUGCGGCGGUGCGGAUGAAGCCGGAGCGGCGCUGCGCGCUGAUCGAGUACACGCUGCGCAAGCUGAAGCUCUGGUGGGCAAAGUCGCAGCAGGCGGCCGACAACGCCGACGCGCGGAAGUACGUGAGCCAGGCCUACGGCGCGCCGGUGCCCCCGCCGGGCGAGGUUGCCGCCUUUGGAGCGGCCGGCGGCGCGUCGCUGUACCCGUCGAUGAACCCGAGUGCGAUGGGCGCGCGGCCCGACGCCAGGUAA